Paramecium tetraurelia is the source of this 1389-nucleotide messenger RNA. RefSeq lists its product as uncharacterized. NCBI's taxonomy places the organism in Eukaryota, Ciliophora, Oligohymenophorea, Peniculida, Parameciidae. The record is from RefSeq and is a predicted model, not a curated record. The transcript has 2 exons.
AUGUUUCAAGACAUCAAAGUGUCUAAUUAUAAUAGGACAAUCGAGAUGUAUGCCAUCGUGGAUGAUAGAGAAAAUAAUAAUUUAAUCACAUCUGAUUACAUCCUUAAGCGCAUAAUUAAAAGUUUUAUUCAUAAAUUAAAUGAUGAUGAUAAACAACUGGCUAUAAAAUACUUUUUGCAGUACUUUCCGUAUAAUUCAACUCUUUUUUAAAUCAUCAAAGAAUAAGAUGCGCCAAAAAGUUUAAUAAAAAAGAUUAAUUAUUGUAAUGAUUAUUAUGGUUUAAAACAAAAUCAAAAAGUUUAUGAAUAAAAUGAGAAAUUAUAACUAAUUCUAUUUGAUGAAGAUUAUCAUAAACUAAUUAAACUAUUUGAUGAAAAAGAAUUUUUAGAAAACUACUAGAUUCCUACUUUAUUUCGUUAACACAAGCAUAUCAUUGAAAAAAUUAAAAAUCAUAGUUUCAAGCUUAUUGAUUUAAUAGAAUAAUGUUAUGAUUAGUCAUUUCAAUUAAAUUCAACAAUUUUGAGCCAUUUAGAAUUAUAAAUAAGCAGUAAAGAAUAAAUGGAAUUAUAUCUAUUAUUAGGGGAAAUCUUAUGUGAAUGUUGCAUGUAAUUUGAGUAUCAUAUUGAAUUAUUGUAAUUCCAAUAAUAGAAUUAAAAUAAAGUCAAAACUCUUUCUGAAAUUCCUUAAUUAUUAUUAUCACCUGAUUUGGAGAUGUUAAAAAUUUAAAUGUAAUAGGUAUUUUAAAUACAAUAAUUUUGUCAAAAGAAUAGGUAAAAUUCUAUUAAUAAAAAAAAAAUAAGUGAUAAAUGUGGCUUAAUAAUAAAUCGAAAAUUGUUAGAUAAAAAUGAUUAAAUUUUUAAUUUUGAAGAAAUUGAUAUUCUAAUUUAACAAUAACUUCCAGUCAUUUUUGAACUUUAAGUUAUUUUUUAUUAGAUAUGUUUUUAUUGCAUGGCACAUUUCAAUUAAUAUUAUGAAAAAUAUAUGCUUGCCUCUAAUAAGGUUGAAAGGUAUAAAGAACUUAAUUUAUAUAUAUAAGAAAAAAGCAAAUAUAAUUUGUAGUAAUUUAAUCAAAUGUAAUUUAAAAGUUAUGAAUAAUAUUCAAAUGAAUAAAUAUCAAAUAAUGGUGAAUGGAAAACAUUGAUCAGUUAGUCACUUGAUGAGAUGCUUUAAAGAAUAAUUGAAGAUGAUUUUCAUUACCUCAAUAAAAGGUUGCAUAUUAUACAUUUAAAUGAAUAAAAUGAUUAAAGGGCAAAAAUAUUCAACUUACUUACUGAAAUACCUGUUUAUGUUAAACGAUAAGUAUAAAUGAUUUCGGGAAAUUACAAAGAAUUAAAAAUCAAUUAAAUAAUAUUUUUGUAAAAAUUGUAACAUCUUUAGCAUCCUUAUUGA